AUGUCUCGGAGCCGGAGGCGUCGCCUCGCAGCCGUCUUCCGCGGGGCUCCUCGCCGCCCUGUCUUGGAUCGCGAUCCCGACGGAAAAAACCUGAUCAAGAAGCGCCGGGUAGUCGUAUGGAGGGGGUUUGCUGGUGCCCUGUCGAUACAAGGUAAAAAACCCGACCUCGUUCGUGGUGAUGAAUUGAACAGCAACGGCGCGGACGAUCUGAUUGGCGCGUGUAUAUCCGCCUAUCAAUUGUUUGACAGGCGCUUGCUCAAAGACCUUGAGGGCCGCGUUGACGAGGCGGACAAGAAGAUCAUCAACGAAGCAUUACAAGACGUAGAGGAGGAUCUAGUCUCUGUCGGAUCCGUCCAUUCUGUCAGGACCCUCGGAAAGAGACUGCGUGAGCAAUCUUCAGUUGGGAAAGAGCCAGAGAACGCUGAUCAUGGAGAGGCUUUUGUGACCGCAUCUGUCGGGUCCAACGAAGAUCUUGGCAUUCUCGACGAGGACCUGAUGCGAAACCGUGAAGCUAGAGAGACCGGCUAUAUUGGCCAAAAUUCCGAGGUCCAGUGGCUGCGAAGCGUCCAACGCCAGGUAGAGCGUGGUAAUACGGACCCUCAUGGUCAGCGGCGCGGUCCGCCUGGUGCGAGUCUGGGAGCUAUUAAUGAAAGAUCCGACGCUUUACAUGAACGGAGACAAAACUCUAGACCAGGAUCCAUGCGCCACGUCACAGAUGCAACCUUUUAUCUGGACAGCGACGACAUUGAAAUCGACAUCGCCGUGGACCCAUACGAGAUGCCAAAUCCGGGCACUGCCGAGAAGCUCUUCAACUGCUACAACGAUACCGUACAUGGCACCUUCCCACUCAUGCCCGCCAAUUUCGAGGAUCAGUUUUGCCGUUACAUCCAAUCUAUACGGAAUCAGCGCCCAUACCAUGUUCCGCCCAAGUGGCGUGCGACAAUGAACCUGCUAUUUGCGAUUGGCGCGAAAUACUCUCACCUUACCGGCGCCGAAUGGAGAGGUGAUGAGCGAGACCAUUUAAUUUAUAUGACGCGGGCCGUUCAGCUCCUCGGAUUGAAAGAUACCAUGGCCUUCAUUGCAGCUCCCAAUUUGGACCGGGUUCAAGCCACAGGUACAUUAGCGUUCUACUUUCUGGUUAUUGGCCACGUGAGUAGAGCUUGGAUCAUGAUCGGGCUUUCCAUCAGACUCGCUCUGGCGCUUGGCCUACAUCUGCGUAACGAAGAUCCAUCGUUGGAUGAAGCAAAGCGAGAGCCGUUGGUGAAGCUUUGGUGGUGUUUACACUCAAUAGAGUGUCUCGUAUCCUCCAUAACAGGCCGCCCCCCUGUCAUCGCAAACGAAGAUUGUACAGUAUCUCAUCCACAGACCACGGGUAGGGCACCAGAUCAAGACAGUAGUGCUUCCCGACAAGCUUCCCGCAUUCGUACGAGCUAUAGUCCGCCACGAACAAAUGCGAGCAGCAGUACUUUUGAGUCUGGCAGGCAGAGUACUGGUGAAAGCCACUACUUCGUUACCUACAUCGACCUGACGCUCAUCUCACAAAAGGUUCUUCUCAACCUUUACUCGCCGCGAACUGCUAUCCAAUCUUGGGAGCACAUCCAGACAAAAAUCACGCAGCUGCUCAAGGAGCUUGAAGAAUGGUCAAAGUCUGCCUUACCACCCGAGGAUCACCGUACCAGUAGCUGGUCUCACAGACCCGACCUCCAUCGCGAACGCUUCCUGCUCAAGAUGUACUAUUGGAGUACAAUGAUUCUCAUAACCCGACCAUGUCUUUGCCGAAUUGAGCGACGCAUAGCAUCAGAGAGUGAGAGAUCCGUUAACUUCAAUGCAAAGAUGGCUGAAACUUGCGUUUAUGCCGCUCGACAGAUGGUAAGGCUGCUGCCUGAUCAACCGGAUACUGGCUUCAUAUACUCACAAGGACCGUGGUGGGACGUGGUUCAUAAUAUCAUGCAAACUAUGGCCGUACUGUUGCUUGAGAUGGCCUACGAGGGCAAGCAUCUAGCAGAAGAAAAAGCUGAUAUCAUCACGUCUAUUAAGAAGAUGAUACGUUGGCUCAGAGCGAUGCGAGUCAAUGACCCUGUCGCUUCUCGGGCUUACGACGUUGUUUACAAGAUCCUAAACACAUGUGCACCAGCUCUACGAGAGCAGGUCAAGGAGCUCGUUGCUGAUGACCAAGAUCAAGCUCCUCAGCCUCCACAUUCUGCACACUUGCGAAACUCCACGCUACGGUCGCAACCAGAUCUGUGGAAUACACCUGAUGUCACUGAUUUUCUACAGGAAGCGUCGCAAGGUCUAGCGCUGCCGCCUUUCCAGCAGCAGUUUGCUGGCCCCCUGUACCCCUAUCAUUGGUCUGAACAUCAGUCGACGUCUUUCGCUUUCGGUAACCCCUUCGUCACCAGCUUCGACCAGGGUACUCCUCUCGUCGAUAUGCAGAAUUUAUGGUGGCAUUCUGCAUCCCCAGCUAAUCUGGGAUUGGACCCUUCCGAGUUGGUCCUCUCUCAGCAACAGCAGAUGCAACAGCAGAUGCAGCAACAGAUGCAACAAACCGAAUUUGCAGAACGACUGGACAGAAAUGGGGAAUUCGAACAAGCACCUCAAUAG
Molecule: messenger RNA, 2601 nt
Organism: Pyrenophora tritici-repentis Pt-1C-BFP
Lineage: Eukaryota; Fungi; Ascomycota; Dothideomycetes; Pleosporales; Pleosporaceae
Biological process (GO): DNA-templated transcription
Molecular function (GO): DNA binding; zinc ion binding
Source: RefSeq, a predicted model, not a curated record